UCCCGCCAAGCGUUCAAGAACUCACACAAGCAAGCAAGCAGUGAGAGGCACAACACAACAACACAACACGGCGAGCGCGCCUCCUUGCCCUUCCUUCCUGCUGGAACGCGAACCACCACCCACCUCUUCCUCUACCUCCUCCACCCCACUACCCUUGACGUCCUCUUGCCCGGCGUUUUGGCUUGGCACAAAACUUACUUGCACAUUCGACCUUGCUUUCCUUUGAGCGCGCCGCUGUCCUUCCCAUCCUUCCCACCUUGCGCUGCAGAAGACGCGCACACGUGGGGUACACGAACGGGCACGCCAGCGCAGGUGUUGCAAAGGCAGCAUCUAGCAACCCCCUGGUUUCCUGCUCCGUUUAGUUACCGUGACACACCGUUACCCAUCGACACAUCAUGACCGGCCACUCCUCUGGUCGAAAGGGCCAAGUGCCCAUUAUCAAAGGCGCUUGGACUAAGAAGGAGGACGACAAAGUACGAGAGUUGGUGAAGAAACAUGGUGCAAAACACUGGUCCCUCAUCGCCAAGGAACUGCCAGGCCGUGUCGGCAAGCAGUGCCGUGAGAGAUGGCACAAUCACCUCAAACCAUCCAUCAAGAAAGGGCCGUGGACACAGGAGGAGGACGACAUCCUGCGACGCGCCCACGCCGAGCUCGGCAACAAGUGGGCGGAGAUUGCAAAACGCCUUCCCGGCAGAACGGACAACAACGUCAAGAACCGCUGGAAUUCAACAAUGCGCAAGCAUGGACAGAAAAAAUCAUCAUCAUCAGAGCGCUCUGGCCGAUCGUCCAAGGGCAAAGGCUCACACGACAAGCGCCGACCGUCUGCGCUGGUGAACCGAAUGACAGCGACCGCACAGGCCAACGCAUCGCCGUCACCAGCAUCAACAGCAACACAAGCGGUGGGCGCGUCGUCGUUGUCGUCGCCACACACUUCCGGCAUGACCCAGUCUGGUGGUGCCGGUCUGUCCCUGCUCGGCGGGCAGUUUCUCUCUGCAGAUGUGUACAGUCUCCCGCACGACCCGGGCCCAGAUGCGCCAACACCCACAGCGCUGUAUCCGCGCGUUAACGCGUUUGACCCGUUUCUACAGGGCCACCACCACCAUCAUCACAACAGCACCCAGCAACAACAGCAACAGCAGCAGCAGCAGCAACAACAACAACAACAGGAGGCGCAAUCACGUCGACUGCAACCACGUGACAUCUACAGCUUGCACACGCCGCAGUCCCACCACCAACAACAACACCAACUGCAACAACAGCCGUCGCACGUGUAUGCGCGACCCGGCGUUCUUUACAAGGACGAUGGGGUUGACGACGCGACGUUCUCCGACCACUCGCCAUCGCAGCAGCCCGUGAGCGCAGAGGACAUGAUGGCGGUGGCCCACAGGCCGCACAAGCACCGCACCAGGCACCGCAGCCGUGCGCGCCGCGCGCAUGAUCAGCGACGCCGCCAUGAUGGUGGUCGUAGGGACGACAGUGAACACGAUGAUGAUGACGACAAUGAUGGCGGUAGCGGUGAUGAUUGUGACAACGGAGACGCCGUGGACGGCAGCAACCACGACAGGCAUGUGCAGAGCGGUUGUGGCGAGGGCGAUGAUGCAACAACAGCAGUAGGUAGUGAUGGAAGCACGUCCAUUGCACACCAGCAGCAUGUGCUGUACUCGCCGCCUGUUGCCGGAUUUGAUCCGCUGUCUGCAGCCACCAACGCGUCACCGCUGCCAUCCCGCCUCCGUGACGCUGCCGCGAAUGCCGAUGGUCAAAGCGACGAGGCGCCGGCGCCGUCGCUGUCUGCCACGCCCAUGCGUUAUCGUCGCCCCAUCCUCUUCACCCCGACACACGACCCGCUCGCAGGCGGCGUCGCAAGAUGGGACGACUCGCCUGUCAGAAUCACGCCGAGAAAAGCCCGCGUGCACGAGCCGGCGCUGACGCUGCCGCGGACGCGCAUCCAACCAAAACCGCUGCCGGUCCUGCCGGACCCAACGUCCCCCUGUGCAUCUCCACUCGCCCUCAUGUCCCCGGACAGGCUCGCCCGCGACGUACUCCUCCUCGACACAAUCAGGACGUCGGCAGCGCCCACCGCUGCUGUUGGCGUUAGUGGUGCUGGGAAUGGCACCAGUGCAGCGGACCAGUUGCCCACCUCGCCCCGCAUGGGCAGAAUGACAGCGAUGACAGCAGCAGCAGCAGCGGUGAGCGGCCGCAGCAGAGGAACCGCCAGCGCAGACAGCCGGAGCGGUGGCAGCGGUGGCAGCAGCGUUGCCCAUGCCAGUGCAGUGCCGCGGCAGAUUUCGCAGGCGAUGAUGGCGCGGGCGCAGCAAAGCCAUUUGGCGUCGCCGUCCCGCUACUUCUCGUUCCCGACAGUCGCCGCAGAACCAGCAAGGGCGCCACCACCAGCAGCCACCACCAGCAGCAACAGCAGCCGGCAGCGUGACCAUGCGAAGGAUGACGACAAUGCUGAUGAUGAUGAUGAUGAUGAUGAUGAUGAUGAUGAUGAUGAUGAUGAUGAUGAUGAUGAUGAUGAUGAUGAGAGAGAGAACGAGGACACGGCUGCGAGCACCGCCAUGGAGACGGAGGCUGAUGACGCGCAAGAGACCGAGAUGCGCGGUGACACCGCGGCCCCGUCCAGUACCACCACAACCAGCACAGCUACCACAACGGCGGCCACUGCGAGUGCGCCUGCGACAGUCUUGUCUUCGAAGAAGACGCGAGCUGCGGUUGCGCGCAAGGGAGCGGUUGCGGCGGGCCGGAGCGACAAGGCGCCUAUGUCAUCGCCGCAGACGCCGUCACACCGCGCUGCAGCACGCGCACAUGCACACGGGACACGCGCGCAGGAGACGCCGUCAACCUCGGACGCGUUUGGAUCCAGGAUUGGCCGGUCCACCAAGAUGUCGCUGCUUGCCAAGUUUGGUGCGUCGGCGGCGACAAGCGGUGUGGAAUGGAAGCACGGCCUCGCGUCACUUGACCAGAACUCAAAGCGCCCAAAGGUUGCGGCAUCGCCCACGCGUCGUGCUGCCCAGCAUCGCACGUGAAUGCAAAUGCAAUUCAGCUGCAUAGACACCAUCAAAGUGCAUGCUUUUCUGUCCACCACUGGCUGGUCCGGGGAACAGCCGUGCCCAUUUGCGUUGAUUUUUGUUGGGGUGGAGCCAUCCAUUUUUCCUUUCUUCACCAAACGCGUUUUGUGUGGUUUUGAAGUAUGACUGCGUUUGCACUUUCUACCAUCAUUGCGUAGUGCAUCCCUUUUGUUGUCACUUGCUCGCCGAUGAGUUGCGCCUGAUUUCAUACUCCAAAUGCAUUCGUUUAUUCUUGGCACCGCCCAACCGGCCCCCUUGUCAGCAUCUUUGUUCCUUCAUGCGCCUGCGUCUGCUUUCUCUUUCUUUGCUUUCGCUUCCACCAUGCCUUUCUUCCCUUCUUUUUUCUUUCUUUCUGUUCACUGCCUCCUAAUUGUAUAUGCGGCGCGCAUGCCUAUGUGAAUGGUUUGUGUCUGUGUGUGUGUGUGUGUGUCUGUCUGUCUGUCACUUUAAUGUUGCGUCGAUGGCUGUGUUGUGUAUUUUGUGGUGUGUGCGCGUUUUCUUGUUUUUCAGCCUUGGUGCCAGCACGCACAACCGCUGCUUGCUGUUGCUGCCCUUGCUUUCUGCUGUUCAAUGUCACCGCUCUUGUUCCUUUUGUAUGCGGUGCUGCUGUGCGCUGCUUUGUUCAUGCAGCGCGCAAACCAGGGUGCGAUUGUUUUAACACCCAUGUCAUGCCACACAUGCCGUAUGUGAGCGUGCACCCCCGGCUUUGCCCGUGCAACACACGAGUUUUCGAUGCACAUCAAUGCCUGUUGUCUUCUUCAUCCAUUUUUUGUACCUGCACACCCCACCUGCUUUCCGUUCCUCUGUUCCUAAUGACACAUGCAAUGACAAUGGCCCGAC
Messenger RNA from Salpingoeca rosetta, 3908 nucleotides. RefSeq lists its product as uncharacterized. The record is from RefSeq and is a predicted model, not a curated record. The transcript has 15 exons. NCBI's taxonomy places the organism in Eukaryota, Choanoflagellata, Craspedida, Salpingoecidae. Gene Ontology annotation, molecular function: RNA polymerase II cis-regulatory region sequence-specific DNA binding; DNA-binding transcription factor activity, RNA polymerase II-specific. Bases 396 to 3026 code for a protein of 876 amino acids. Gene Ontology annotation, biological process: mitotic cell cycle; positive regulation of transcription by RNA polymerase II. Gene Ontology annotation, cellular component: nucleus.